Molecule: messenger RNA, 603 nt
Organism: Triticum aestivum (bread wheat)
Lineage: Eukaryota; Viridiplantae; Streptophyta; Magnoliopsida; Poales; Poaceae
Product: glutaredoxin-C1
Exons: 1
Coding region: 135-446 (103 amino acids)
Source: RefSeq, a predicted model, not a curated record
AAGCAGGGCCUCCCGUGCCCAACUCCAAGCAAGCGAGCACAGCUCAAAGACUCAUACACGUAGCACUGAAGACUUGUACAUCAACAACAUUGUUCUUCUGAGUUGGUGGUGAAGAUCAAGGUCGGGUGGGCUUGAUGGAGCAGGUGACGAAGCUGGCGGGGCAGCGGGCGGUGGUGAUCUUCAGCAUGAGCUCCUGCUGCAUGUGCCACACGGUGGCGCGCCUCUUCCGGGAUCUCGGGGCGAACCCGGCGGAGGUGGAUCUGGACGAGGACCCUAGGGGGAAGGAGAUGGAGAAGGCGCUGGCGAGGCUCCUCGGCCGGAACCCGGCCGUGCCGGCGGUGUUCAUCGGCGGCAGGCUCGUCGGAUCCACCGACAAGGUCAUGUCCCUUCACCUCAGCGGCAAGCUUGUCCCGCUGCUUCGAAACGCAGGUGCUGUCUGGGUCUAGUGCGCUGUGCGCGGGAGAUGUGGUUUUGUAGAUGCCUGAUGCAGUGGACACUAGCUAGUAGAGAAUAAUGUAAUACACGUAUGCCUACGUGUUCUGUUUUCUCUACCAGGUGAUUAUCAAAGAUAAAAAAGGAAACCAUGCAGGUCUUCUUUUAGUA